Molecule: messenger RNA, 363 nt
Organism: Phytophthora sojae
Lineage: Eukaryota; Oomycota; Peronosporomycetes; Peronosporales; Peronosporaceae
Exons: 3
Source: RefSeq, a predicted model, not a curated record
AUGGUUGCAUCGGGUGAUAUCGACUUCGAGGGUGUUACCACAUUCGCGAACAACUCUGGCGCGGGUUUUCGCUACGUCAUUUCUCUCAAGGACAACAAAUUUAACUUCUCAAUGGAGGAUCGCUCGAGCAAGAAACAAUGGUUCAAGGGUGGCAUGGAUAAAGCAGACUUUGUGACGCCGGAUAAUGCGAUCAGUGGUGCAUCUGAAGCUGACUAUCUGAAGUGCUUCCACGAUGCGUUAUCUUGCGCUCUGGAUGGCUCCAACGAUUCUCAGUGCAAGUUGAAUAUGCUGAGUGGUGGCGUUUUACAAGUUGAACUUGUGCUCAAGCUUCGCGUGCUUUAUUCGAUGUGGGACGCACAGUAU